This is a messenger RNA of Setaria italica (foxtail millet), 4043 nucleotides long. Its product is annotated as pentatricopeptide repeat-containing protein At4g21300. The record is from RefSeq and is a predicted model, not a curated record. Gene Ontology annotation, biological process: RNA modification. The transcript is spliced from 6 exons. Gene Ontology annotation, molecular function: RNA binding; protein binding. The coding region runs from base 27 to 2816 and encodes 929 amino acids. NCBI's taxonomy places the organism in Eukaryota, Viridiplantae, Streptophyta, Magnoliopsida, Poales, Poaceae.
GACGAGAGCUGCGAGAUGGAUAAUGGAUGUCACGUGAGCGGCGCGUGAGGGGGUUCCAAGGGCACGUGCGGGAACUGAAGCCACGAGAGCUCGAAUCAAACCGCAGCACGCUGGGUCAGUUCGCCGCCUCGCCAUCCCCCUCCUCGACGGCGACGGCCUCGAGCCCUCGACGCCCCGUCGGCGUCGCCAUGCGCCUCGCUCACCGCCGCCUCAAGCCUCCGCCGCGGCCAUGCCGCUCCGCCUCCACUACCUUCUCCACCGCGGCGGCCGUCACGAACGCCCCCUCCGCGGACCGCUUGCUGGCGCUCCUGCGCGGCUGCGUCUCCGCGUCCCACCUCCCUUUAGGCCUCCAAAUCCACGCGCGCGCCGUCGCGUCGGGCGCCCUCGCCUCCCACCCGGCGCUCCAGACCCGGCUCAUCGGCAUGUACGUGCUUGCGCGCCGGUUCCGCGACGCCGUCGCGGUGUUCUCCGCGCUCCCGCGCGGCGCCGCCGCGUCCGCGCGGCCCUGGAACUGGCUCAUCCGCGGGUUCACGGCGGACGGCCAGCACCGCCUUGCCGUUCUGUUCUACCUCAAGAUGUGGAGUCACCCCGCCGCGCCGCGCCCGGACGAGCACACCCUCCCCUACGUCGUCAAGUCCUGCGCCGCGCUCGGCGCGGUCGUCCUCGGCCGCCUCGUGCACCGCACGGCACGGGGGAUCGGGCUCGGCCGCGACGUGUACGUUGGGAGCGCGCUCAUCAAGAUGUACGCUGACGCUGGCCUCCUCCGAGACGCGCGCGAGGUGUUCGACGGAACGGCGGAGCGGGACUGCGUGCUUUGGAACGUGAUGAUGGACGGAUGCAUAAAGGCUGGAGAUGUGGAUGGGGCGGUGCGUUUAUUCCGGGACAUGAGGGCAUCCGGUUGUGAGCCCAAUUUCGCGACACUGGCAUGCUUUCUGUCUUUGUGUGCCGCAGAGGCUGAUUUGCUGUCUGGGGUGCAGCUUCACUCUCUGGCAGUGAAAUGUGGUUUAGAGCCGGUGGUGGCUGUGGCUAACACAUUGCUAUCGAUGUAUGCCAAAUGCCGGUGCUUGGAUGAUGCCUGGAGAUUGUUUGACCUGAUUCCACGGGAUGACUUGGUAACCUGGAACGGGAUGAUCUCAGGAUGUGUCCAAAAUGGGCUUCUUGAUGAGGCAUUGGGAUUGUUCUGUGAUAUGCAGAGGAGUGGUGUUCGACCAGAUUCAGUUACGCUGGUCAGUUUGUUACCGGCUUUGACUGACUUGAAUGGUUUCAAGCAGGGGAAGGAGGUACAUGGUUAUAUUAUCAGGAACUAUGUGCACAUGGAUGUCUUUUUGGUGAGUGCUUUGGUAGACAUCUAUUUCAAGUGCAGGGAUGUGAAGAUGGCACAGAAUGUAUAUGAUGCAGCUUGGGCUAUUGAUGUGGUUAUUGGCAGUACAAUGAUAUCAGGUUAUGUUCUUAAUGGGAUGAUUGAAGAGGCACUGCAAAUGUUCCGGUACUUGUUAGAACAGUGCAUCAAACCAAAUGCUGUUACUGUAACUAGUGUCUUACCAGCAUGUGCUAGCAUGGCUGCUAUGGCUCUUGGUCAGGAGAUCCAUGGUUAUGUUCUAAGAAAUGCUUAUGAAGGAAAAUGUUAUGUUGAGAGUGCACUAAUGGACAUGUAUUCAAAAUGUGGCAGACUGGACCUUAGCCAUUAUAUCUUUUCCGAGAUGUCUGUGAAGGAUGAGGUGACAUGGAACUCAAUGAUUUCAAGCUGUGCACAGAAUGGAGAACCAGAAGAAGCUCUUGACCUUUUCCGUCAAAUGAGUAUGGAAGGAAUAAAGUACAAUAGUGUAACUAUAUCUUCUGCCCUAUCAGCAUGCGCGAGUUUACCAGCUAUAUAUUAUGGAAAAGAGAUUCAUGGUGUUAUCAUAAAGGGUCCUAUAAGGGCAGACAUAUUUGCUGAGAGUGCUCUGAUAGACAUGUAUGGCAAAUGUGGGAACUUGGAUCUGGCUCUUCGUGUUUUUGAAUCCAUGCCUGAUAAGAAUGAAGUGUCAUGGAACAGUAUAAUUGCUGCCUAUGGAGCUCAUGGUCUUCUUAAAGAGUCAGUGAGUUUAUUGUAUCGUAUGCAAGAGGAAGGGUUCAAGCCGGAUCAUGUAACAUUCCUCACUUUGAUAUCUGCCUGUGCUCACGCUGGGCAGGUUGAAGAAGGAGUUCGACUUUUUCAAUGCAUGACUAAGGAAUAUCAAAUUGCACCACGAAUGGAGCAUUUUGCUUGCAUGGUUGACCUAUACAGUCGUUCUGGGAAGUUAGAUCAAGCUAUAGAAUUUAUUGCUGAUAUGCCUUUUAAGCCAGAUGCUGGCAUUUGGGGUGCCCUUCUCCAUGCUUGCCGCGUGCAUCGCAAUGUUGAGCUUGCCGACAUAGCUUCCCAAGAACUAUUCAAGUUGGAUCCUGGUAAUUCUGGUUACUAUGUCCUCAUGUCCAAUAUCAAUGCAGUUGCUGGACGAUGGGAUGGUGUAUCAAAAGUUAGAAGACUGAUGAAGGAUAAUAAAGUCCAGAAGAUACCUGGAUACAGCUGGGUAGAUGUUAAUAACAGCAGCCAUUUAUUUGUUGCAGCAGAUAAAAGCCACCCUGAUUCUGAAGAUAUCUACAUGUCCUUGAAGAGCCUUCUUCAAGAACUAAGAGAGGAAGGCUAUGUUCCGAGACCAGAGCUAUGUCACCCCAUGCACCCAAAUAACAGCACACAGGAAGGACACUUUGUGAUACAGAGAGCUGCCUGCAGUUUACAUUUUCAGAAGUGGUCCACGUUGUCCCUACAUUCCCUUUGCCCUGAUAUGGUGCCUUGAUACCAGUUUACAAGCUCAUUGGAUUCAUGAGUAACGGUGACAGUUUUCUGUGCCAAGUUCUGCAGUUUAGCUUGGAUAUAUGCCAUUCUCAAGCCUUAAAAGAUGCAGAAAACCAAAGGAAAAUUUGAGGAAAGUUUUUUGUUUGAUAUUGAGAUUUUCAAGGAGAAGCUUCGCAUGUUCAGAUGUCUUCCUGAGAGGCUGUGAUAAUCACCAUCAUUUGCUUCAGUUGCUACUUGCAAGCAUUAUGAAAGUUUGGGCACAAGUAUGAAGGCAGAUACUGUACUAUUCAGCUUCUACUGGCUAUUGAAUUGGCCAAAUCAUUUGAGGAAAGCUCUUGUAUUUCUGCAGAUGGAACUUUCAUAUGUCAUCAUCCAAAGCUUCCAGCCCAUUUGCAAGCUUCCCACGUUGAAUUCGUGCAAGACUUUGAGGAUUCUUUAUUGCAUCCAGCAUCCUGUCCAAGAACUGAAUGAACUGACGGUCCUCAUGAGCAACCUGGGGAUCUGAAAACCUGUCGAGAUGUGGCUCGUGGUCCUGCACGUAUAUCGCAAGCAGCAAGCUCAGAAGACUUUUCAGCAGAAACGAUGGAUACAUACACGCAAAGAAGGGGACAGAAAAGGUAUCAACACAGAAAUGGGUCCAGAUGAAAUUAUCUGAACGCAUUUCUUGUUGGAAGGCACUGCUGCAGACCGAUCGAUCACCGGCCGGUGGAAGAGGACUGCAGAGCCCCUCGCCGCAGCUGAAGCUGAGCAGCUGCCGCCGGCCAUGGCCGCCGGACAGACUGCCAGCCGACUGGAUCCUCUGGAGCAACAGCCGCGACGCCAUGGUUUGCCGAAAAGAGAGGUCAGAGAUUGCGUUGGUUCCGUCGCCUACCUUUCCCCUCCGCCCAAGUAUGCAGGGCUGUUCAGCUGCAGCAGAGCAUGUUAUACAGACGGAGACGGAGAUGCUGACUUGAGGGUUUACGCUAGGUGUGGCGUUGGUCAUGGAAAAGCGUUGACCACCUCGUCGCUUUUUCGGUAUUUGGAGGUCUGGAGUUUGGACUGUGGGCAGCUGCGCCAUACGUAGUUGAAUUUUUUCCCCUUUUUUUAGAAAGAUAAAGAGUUGAAUUUGAAUCGGCUGCGGCACGCGCCUACAAUAGAGUAGUACAUGUGAGUGACUUGUAUAGAAGACUUCUCCCUGACCGUGCACCUUUCCUUUGCAUGAAGAAGAAUUCGUCCACGGUUUGUCAAA